AUGCGUCCACUGGGGGCGGCAGAGGGCGCGCAGAAGGGAGCGCGCCGCCAUCUUGCCGGGCUGCGCGCGCAGCAAGGACCGACCCGAAGGCCCAACCCCGCCCCACAGCAUCCCGGUUUCUCCUCUCGAAAGGCCUCAGGCCUCAGGUACCUAAGGAUGCUAGGAGGAUUGUUUGCUAGCCAAAAGCAAAGUACGUGACAGCACUAGAACUGGGCACCAAUCUGACGGAGCUCUUUCUGUCCUACCUUCCUAUAUUUUAUUCUAAAAGCGGGAAAACAACGGAGGAUUUGAUGUUUUGUGUGGCGCCCGUUGGAACUGGAUCCAACAUGAACGUGACGAAAGGCGGGCUGGUCCUGUUUUCGGCCAAUUCCAACCCGUCGUGCAUGGAGCUCUCCAAGAGGAUUGCGGAGCGGCUGGGGGUCGAGAUGGGCAAAGUCCAGGUCUACCAGGAGCCAAACAGAGAGACGCGGGUGCAAAUCCAAGAGUCUGUGAGAGGGAAGGACGUCUUUAUCAUCCAGACUGUUUCAAAGGAUGUGAACACGACCAUCAUGGAACUCCUGAUCAUGGUCUACGCCUGCAAGACCUCCUGUGCCAAAAGCAUCAUUGGGGUGGUCCCCUACUUCCCCUACAGCAAGCAGUGCAAGAUGCGCAAGAGGGGCUCCAUCGUCUCCAAGCUCCUGGCUUCCAUGAUGUGCAAAGCGGGUCUGACCCACCUGAUCACCAUGGAUCUGCACCAAAAGGAGAUCCAAGGGUUCUUCAACGUCCCUGUGGACAACCUGCGAGCCUCGCCAUUUCUGCUCCAGUACAUUCAAGAAGAGAUCCCAGACUACAGGAAUGCUGUGAUUGUGGCCAAAUCUCCCGCGUCGGCAAAGAGGGCCCAGUCCUUUGCCGAGCGCCUGCGGCUGGGGAUCGCCGUCAUCCACGGAGAAGCGCAGGAUGCAGAGUCCGACCUGGUGGACGGCCGCCACUCGCCUCCCACCGCCAAAAGCGUGGCCGCCAUCCACCCCAGCUUAGAGAUACCCAUGCUGAUCCCAAAAGAGAAGCCUCCCAUCACGGUGGUCGGAGACGUCGGCGGGAGGAUAGCCAUCAUCGUGGACGAUAUUAUUGACGACGUGGACAGCUUCCUCGCCGCGGCCGAGACGCUCAAAGAGAGGGGAGCCUACAAGAUUUUUGUCAUGGCCACCCACGGCCUUCUCUCCUCAGACGCUCCCCGGUUGAUAGAGGAGUCCGCCAUCGACGAGGUGGUGGUCACCAACACGAUUCCCCACGAGAUCCAGAAGCUGCAGUGCCCCAAGAUCAAGACGGUGGACAUCAGCCUGAUCCUCUCGGAGGCCAUCCGCCGGAUCCACAACGGGGAGUCCAUGUCCUACCUGUUCAGAAACAUCGGGCUGGACGACUGACCGACGGGGACGGGCGGAAGGCGACUUUCAGGGGCCAAACUGGACAGGGACAGAAACCGAGCUGUGAAGCGUUUUGUGGCUUAACUACACUUUGUACUUUUGGGCGGGACAUGUUUCCUCUCGCCACGUUCCCUUCCCCUCCCUCCCUCCCUCCCUUCCUCUUUUCUUCCUCACAUUUCAGAUAAGGUUUUUCAAGACAUUUCCUAUGAGAAAAGCAGGCCUGAUCCGGGAAAAUGGCGGAAACCCAAUUUUUCAGUAUUUGCUGUUAGAGGAGUUGUGCGUUUUCUUUCUUCUAGGAGUUUAUUGUGGCCGUGGGACACUCUGACGGGCCACAUUUCGCCCCCAAAAUACCCCUUAGGGAGAGUUUAGACUCUUUUGAGGCAGCUGUGACCAUUUUAGGCUUCUAUUCACUUCUGAUACUAAAAUGACACCGACUUCGUUGGGUCCGAAAUGGCUCAAGAAUGCCUUCAAAAUAAUCCUACGUAACAUUGACCUAAGUGGUUCAAAGAUGCCUCCGAAAUCCCGAAAUAGUUCAAAAAAAGUAUGUCCCGCCAAUGUUAAUUCUUUUCUAGAACCUUUUUGCUACACAAGGGAUGCAUUUCCGUCCCCAUCCUUUAAGCCAUGAAGAAAUAAUUUAUAGAAAUGUCCCUCAAUAUUUCAAAGGGGCUUUGGAGGCAUUUUGGGAGACGAGGACCAAAAAAAGGGAGAUUUUCCCAACCAUUUAGUGGGAAAAAUAACUCUGAUUAAUCCCUCCCUGCUUUUCCUCUUCCAUCCGAAACAGCUUCGCUUACAAGUGCUUUAAAGGGUUAGCAAUAUACGCUGUCGUUCGCCGUUCAGUGACAUUUCUCUUUUUGUUCUCGUUUUUUGUAGAAGUGCUUUUAUAGGGGAGGGGAGAGAAGCGUAUGGAAUAUGCACUGGUAUUUAUUUUCUGCCACCGGAAGAAUAAAUUUUUUUCUGUUUUUC
Anolis carolinensis (green anole) is the source of this 2363-nucleotide messenger RNA. It is a transcript of the gene prpsap2, whose product is annotated as phosphoribosyl pyrophosphate synthetase associated protein 2. Gene Ontology annotation, molecular function: magnesium ion binding; ATP binding; ribose phosphate diphosphokinase activity. Gene Ontology annotation, biological process: purine nucleotide biosynthetic process; 5-phosphoribose 1-diphosphate biosynthetic process. The record is from RefSeq and is a predicted model, not a curated record. Gene Ontology annotation, cellular component: cytoplasm; ribose phosphate diphosphokinase complex. The coding region runs from base 291 to 1400 and encodes 369 amino acids. The transcript has 12 exons. NCBI's taxonomy places the organism in Eukaryota, Metazoa, Chordata, Lepidosauria, Squamata, Anolidae.